AAGAAACUUAUUGAAAUAUUUAUCGAAAAUAAUUAUGAAUUUAAAUCACGAGAAAAUUGUUCAAAACUUUUAAAUGUGGAAGUGUCAUAAAUGUGGAAAACCGGUGUUCUUUGCUGAACGGAAGGUUUCAAUCGGGAAAGAUUGGCAUCCAGAAUGUUUAAGGUGCGCUGAAUGUGGGAAACGAUUGAACUCAGGUGCUCACGCUGAACAUAAAAGCAUUCCCUACUGCCAUGUGCCUUGUUAUGCAGCAUUAUUUGGGCCACAAUUAUUUGGUCACGGCACAAGAGUAGAAUCUCAUAAAAGCUAUGGCAUUCCUAAUGCCAAUAUUCAGAAACAGCUUGCAUUGCCCAAAGAACAUCUUGAAGCCAAGCUCAAAAAUUUUAACGAUUACUAUGAUAAGAAAAGUCAAAAAAUUAAGAGCAGAGAGGUCAAUGGACGUUUGGUAUUUGAAGGUCCUUUAAGAGUGUAUUGGGGCAUUGAAGGUAUAAUUCAUUUAAAAGAAGAUUGCGACCAAAGAACUGUUGUUCUCGUAAGAAAGCGUAAUUCGUGGAGGACAAUGAAAGACUUAUCCUCUGACAAAGUACCAUUGAUAAAUACAAGUUCUAUGACUACUUCAAAUUCAUCUGUGACUAUGACUGAUGAAAACGAUACAACAGUCUCUGAAAGUAUAUCAUAUGAUACUUUGAGUUUUGCAUCAGAUAUACAAUCAAUGAGCUCUAUUGAAAAUUCACCAUCACAUAUUUUCAAACCAGCAAUAAAAUCUGACAGUAAUGAAGAAGACAAAAAAUUACAUCAAUCUAAAAACUCAAAUUUAUCUGUAGCGUCUGAAGAAAACAGUGUGUAUAAAACAUUGAGUGAUUCAUUUUUGUCAUCAUGUAAUGAAGAUGUAUCUGAUAUUUCAGAGGAAAAUGUUGAAUCUCCAUUAAGUUUGUCUGAAGAUUAUGCAACGCCUCAGAGUACUUUAAAGUCGGUUGAUUACGAAAAUUUCCAAAAUCACAUCGAAAAAGAAUAUAUUCACCAAGCUAAUUUAAUGUCAAAGAAUAAUAAUGGCACUCUUAAAACAAAUCAACCAAUAGAUGCGUCAAGAAUCAAUGAUUCUCUUAAACUAUAUGGCGAUAGUGUUAUGACGAAAAGUAUUUCUGAAUCCACACCUAUACAAGUACUAGCACUUCCAAAAGCUAAUUUAAUUAGUGGAAUACUAGAUGCUGGUAAAAUAAAUGAUACUUUUGAUCGUUUGAAAACUAGUCUAGAUGGUGACCAUGACAUGAGAGAACUAAAAAUGCAACGUGAAUUAGAUUUAUCGCUUUUAAGACAUGAAUUACAAAAGUAUGAACAAAAUAUUAAUAUUGAUACAGAUACUUCUACCACGCCAGAUGAAGAUUAUGGUUGCACAAAAUUUUCUAAUGGAUUUGACAGUAAUGAUGAUAGUGAUACCGACACGCUAAAAGCAAAUAAUAUGAAUUUUAAAGAUUGUAAAAUAACAGAAUACAACAACAACACGGAAAAUCAAAAUAUUGAAAACAGCUUUGUGGAACAUACAAAAGGAUACAUAAACGAAGAUGGUGUGGUGUUAAGAAAACCGCCUAAAAUUGGAUCUACAGCCAUUAAAAGACGAUCUGGAAAUCGUCGUUCGCGUAUGAAGCUUAAAAGAAGAUGUUCUAUCAAUGGCCACUUUUAUAAUCGAGAAACUUCUUUUUUUACACCUCCUCGAGGAAGUCAAAUGAAUGUUUGGAUUACAUCUCUAACCAACACUAAAGAAAUAGUUAAUUUGUUGCUUGAAAAAUACAAAGUCGAAAGCCAGGCGGAAAAUUUUGCUCUUUUUGUUAUCAAAGACAAUGGUGAACAACGUCGCAUAAAAGACGACGAGUUUCCACUAAUAACUCGUAUAAUGUUAGGCCCAUAUGAGGAUGUCGCUAAAAUUUUCUUAAUGGAUUCAAAGGACACUCUUGAAAUCAGUAAUGAAGUAGCUCAAUUUUUAAAUUUGUCGAUAGCAGAACUACAAGCAAUUAUUAAUAAAUUCAAUGAUGAAGAAGAACGUGAAAUGGAAAAAAUAAGAUCAAAAUAUGCAAUUAUACGUCAACAAAUUGAAUCACGAAUGGAAUCACUCAAAAUAAUUUCAUUUUUAGUAUUCAAAUAAUCUUUUCUAGAAAAAAAUACUAGUAGACUUACAUAAUACUUACUCACAUAAAAAAAGGAAAUCAGAAUAUUAUACAAUAAACAAAUUUUAUAUUGCAUCAUCCAAGCUUUGGAUCAGUAUAGGUUUCAAUUUUUGGGCUUUAAAAAUAACACAAUUUAAAAAUGGACAUAUAUUGCAAAAAAUAGUGUUCACAUCACCCAAUUUCAUCAGUUCAUCGACAUGAUAUUUUUGACGAUUUCUGUUAUUUAGGCCUCACUGAAAUCCACUGAAAAUUGUCGAAAUCGCAAAAGCUCAUUCCAGAAUUUUAAAUUUAGUUUUUUUUUAUUUUUUAAGGCCUAACUAACACAAAAUCAUUAAAAGAAUCUAAUGACAAAUUUUUUUUAGAUGAAAUCAGGUGAUGUUUAUUGAACAAUAUUAUUGUUUAAAAUCUAAGCUUCUAACAGAUUCUGUCAAAAAACAAUUCAAAAAUUUGGUAAAACUUAAAAAAAUAUUUAAAAAAUCACCAGAAACUGCCGAAAUUUGAUCUUUCAACUAACCGAGUCGGUUGAUAUCAAAGUUAACCAGUUUCGAUUAGUUUCAAAUAUUCAAAUAUCCGGUUAUCGAGUACUCGAUUUUAGGAGCCUUAUUUUGUUCACUUUUCUUUUACCUGAUUUCUAGAUUAAAACUUUAGAAAUUAUCAAAAUUUUAUAAAAAUGUUUUAAAAGAACAACAAUUUUUAAAAUAUUUUAAAUUGUAUUUUUUACACUGUCAAACACAUUCAAUACACAUUGAAACAAAUUCUGCGAGCCAAAUUUUCACUAUACAGAAUCUGUUUAUUAUAAGGUCCUCCUGGUCAAUUCGUUAAGUAAUAUUACAUAUUUUUAAAACCUUAUAUAAACAUAAAUCAACAGAAUUAAUUGCUUUUAUGGUUUUUGAAUUAUUGUUUUUCUUAGUAUCGAAGAGUGUUUUUAUGUUGGCAAAUGUUAAAACAACAACAAUUUUUUAAAUUUAUAUUUUAAUAAGGCCGCUCCAAAUAAAACUCAAUAGCUUUGUACUGUGCUCCAAAAUUUAAAAUUCAAAAAGUGAGUACUGCAAAAAAACCUUAAAAAUGUCAUCAAAAAUUACCAUUUUUAUUUAAUUUAAUUUAAAAUUUUCUACUAAGCAUUAUGUAUGGAUUUUCGUCUCAAAAAAAUAUGUUUCAUGAUAAUAAUUUUAAAUAUACAAAUAUCAAUGUAUUUAAUAAAACUCAUAAAAACAAGAUAUUGAUUAAUGCAUGAAAAAAGUAUUUCAAAGUAUUUUUUACUAUUGCCCCUCCCUCUAUUAAAAAAAUGGAUAAAACUAUUGAGUUUCAUUUGGAGCGGCCUAAGUAGUAGUAAUAGUAAAUAGGUUAAAUAAAGUAGAGAAAUAAGAAUAAUGAAUAAGAAUAAUAAA
Molecule: messenger RNA, 3547 nt
Organism: Culicoides brevitarsis
Lineage: Eukaryota; Metazoa; Arthropoda; Insecta; Diptera; Ceratopogonidae
Gene: Rassf
Exons: 7
Coding region: 74-2137 (687 amino acids)
Biological process (GO): signal transduction
Source: RefSeq, a predicted model, not a curated record